Molecule: messenger RNA, 591 nt
Organism: Panicum hallii
Lineage: Eukaryota; Viridiplantae; Streptophyta; Magnoliopsida; Poales; Poaceae
Exons: 1
Coding region: 1-591 (196 amino acids)
Source: RefSeq, a predicted model, not a curated record
AUGGGGCUGAACAUGACCGAGAUGUUCACCCCUAGCAAGGCUCCAUUCUACGGUAUUCUCCCAGGGAACGCGGCUACACCACUCAGUUCGAUGGUCCUGCCAGUUACCUUUAGGACCAAAGACAACUACCGCACGGAGUACAUAAAGUUUGAGGUGGCCGACUUCGAGUCGUCAUACCACGCCAUCCUCGGCAGACUAGUUCUAGCCAAGUUCAUGGCCGUACCUCACUAUGUCUAUUUGCUACUCAAGAUGCAUAGCAAGACAGGGGUACUCACAUUCCGUGGUGACUUGAAGAAGUCGUAUGACUACGACCAAGAGAUGAUCAAGUACGCCCUGACAUCACGCAUGCUAGAACCUUCUGUAGAAGCCUUUGCGGCUGCACAGAAGCUCGCCGACACAGAGAUGGAGGUCUCCAAUCAGAGGCCUAGCCAGUCCAGGGUAAAACCCAACCCCAGCAACAUCGGCAUCAAGGCCAUCCAGCUAUCAAAAGGUGACCCAUCAAAGAUAGCUUUGAUCAGAGGCGGUUUGAGUGACAAAAAGGAAAGCGCGCUCAUUAGUAUUCUUAGGGCCAAUCGUGACAUAUUUGUGUGA